CUGAAACAGAGGAAAGCCACCGAAUUUGAAAGCGAAAACAUUAGCUUACCUUAGCCGAAGCUAACCCGGUUAAUCAUUUACCCGCCGACUCGAAGUGAUCUGUCUGUUUAACACGAAUAAUGAGGAAUGUGAAUGUUUUUAUACACAUUUUAAUUAUAGUAUGGGCUGGCUGGCGAAGUGUAGAAGGAAACAGGGAUUAUUCAUACGCAGACUGUACGUAUGUGAAAGGGGACAGUGCACACUCAUAUUCUGGCAGUAGAUGCUUUUGUUACAGCCCUGGUACUGUCAUCAAAUGGAAAGACUGCUGGUCCACCUUCAAGGUGAACGUGACUAGCGACGAGAAUGUCUUCAUCCUGUUUCCCAUGAAGACCAGAAAUUGUCAGCAUCCGGAUGAUUUCCUUUCAGUAACUAAUUGCUUUGUUGAGCACUAUUGGCCAUCCACGAUCCAAAGAGAGAAAGCUCUGGAUAUUCCUUUGGUUAAUGAAGAUGUCUGUUUCAUGACCAAAUCACCUAGAAGCAACACUGAGUACACACUGCAUGUGUCACACAAAAGGUUAAAUAAAAUGCGCUUCCUGCUUUUUAUCUUUGGACUCGUGCUGUUUUUAGGAGCAGUAUCCCUAUGCAGGAGCUCUCUGCUUUUCUACACCACCGGAGUUUCAUUGGGAAUCAUCGCCAUAUUUGUCUUUCUCAUGCUUAUCUUCAGAAACUUCGUACCGAAGCAAGGGCUGUUCCUGGUGUGGUUGGGUUCGGGGUCGAGUUUUUCCUACAUGGGGAUCCAGCAGGUGUUAAAUGAUUGGGAUGACAUCGUAACCGAACAUUGGAUGGAAUUGCUGGGAUAUGUGUUGAUAUCAGGCCUGGUCAGCUUUGCUGUAUGCUACAAACUCGGACCUAUCACCAACAAACACACCUUAGGCUUCAUGACCUUGUGUAUGCAAGCAGUAGGCAUUGUGUUGCUUUAUCAUGGGAUCAGUUAUCCCACAGCGUUCUACAUACUGCUUACUUUACUGUUGUUCAGGAAGAUUCUGCACUUUGUCCGGAGCAUCCUGGUGGGAAUGUUCAGGCUCUUCUGCUUUUUACCGUGCUUGUUCGGGAGGAAGAAUCGACCCAGAAACAGACUGCUGACUGAGGAAGAGUACAGAGAGCAGGGGGAGAGACACACUAAAGCCUGUUUGGAUGAACUGAGAGAGCACUGUAACAGACCUGGGUUUCCUGCAUGGGACACUGUGCUGAGGGUCAGAUCACCACAAAUGUUAGCAGAGUUUUUGCGCAGCGGCUGCCAUGUCACUCCCGAGGAGCUUCAGAGUUACGAGAGUCAUUAUGGUCUUGGAGGGGAGUAUCACGAGGGCAUGCUGUUUAACAGCAGCUCCAGCGAUGGCCAGAUUGCAGAGGAGGAGAGCAGCCAUGAAGAGCUGCAGCAAAACUAUACUCCGACCCCUAACAACCUCCCCGGACCCUCUGAAUGCACCCCGUCUGUUUGCCCGUAUCCCCCUGUAAACUACAGCCCUCAGCCAGAGCCCAUGGAUGCUGAAGACCAGGACUUCUUCUGAUUGAUUCAUUUUUAUAUUAGAUUUUUAUAUCUUUUAAUCCCUAAUGUCAUUAAGAAACCAUGACUUUAAGAAACUUGAGUCCGAGAGGAGUGUAAAAUAAUUUUUCAUGCAUUUGUGUAUUUAAAAAUGAUGGAUAGCGGUGGACUUCAAUUUCUAUUCUUACUCACAAGCGAUACAGAAGUAUUUCCCAGUCCUGGUCCUGGAGGCCCCAUUUCAAUGUUUUCCCUUGUUGACAGCACCAAAUGAAUUAUAUCUGACUUGUGAGAUUAGUAAAACACAUUUGUAACGUGUUUUGUUCGGGUAUUCCAGAAUCAUGAUUUGGAAACACUGUCAUACAAAGUUGGGAUUUAUUACCACUGUAUUGUACUUUUAUGUUAAUUUAAAAAGCUGUUUAUCUCAGGUAUAUAAGACCAUCUGGACAACCUAGUACUUACUAAUACGUUUUUUUAAAACAGUUAAAAAAUGACUCAUGAGCUAUAGUGAUAAUUUGUUAUGUAAGGAAACACUGCCUUCUAGUGUCUGGUGAAGUUAUAGUUCACCUAAAUUUUUUAUCAUUUCUCACAAUCAUGUUCCAAACCUGUAUAAAGUUAUGAAAGAUACUGUCAAGACAUAAAAUGAUAUAAAAGCACCAUGUAUGUAUAAAAAAGUCAAUAUGAGCUUAGUGCUAUUGACAUCGCUGCUUCUACAUUUCAGCACAUCAUAAAUUCUUCUUAAACUAAACUUGUAUGCUACAGUCACACAGGUUUGGAAAUAAUGUAAGAGUACAUUUAAAUUUGAGUGAUCUGUUCUGUUCACAGACAUACAAACCUGCAUUGGACCAAGAGUGAAUGUUCAUGUAUGAAAAUAUUUGAUGUUUUUAUAAACUGUAAAUUUGACUUAGUUUUUACUUAUUCUUAUAUUGUUAUUUUAAUUAAAGACAAAUGCCUCUUAGAAGUCUCAGUAAGAAACUUGUGUUGCCGUGUCACAUGUAAAACCUUUUUAAGGGUCAUUCAUACACAAAAAUGCAGAUAUACAUU
Messenger RNA from Triplophysa dalaica, 2563 nucleotides. RefSeq names its product nuclear envelope integral membrane protein 2 (gene nemp2). The transcript is spliced from 9 exons. The record is from RefSeq and is a predicted model, not a curated record. NCBI's taxonomy places the organism in Eukaryota, Metazoa, Chordata, Actinopteri, Cypriniformes, Nemacheilidae. The coding region runs from base 120 to 1547 and encodes 475 amino acids. Gene Ontology annotation, cellular component: nuclear envelope.